CGCUGGCUCGUUGAGCUCCAAAAGGCUCUUUUUUUUUAACGGAAACAAUAUGGCGGAACGCAGCGGCUCCACAUCAAGAAGGCCUAAUUAGAACUUUGGUGAAGUGUUCCGUUCUUGUCCGGACUGGAGCGUGAGCAGCGCCGCGGUUCUUGACGACGGGUUCGUGGACCGGCCCGGUGUUGGAUGAUGCCUCGGUGAAGGCGUCUGGAAGGUCAGGUGUCCAGCGCUCAGCAUGGCAGCAGUGUCAUACGACCAGCUGCUGAGGCAGGUGGAGGUGCUGAAGAUGGAGAACUCCACCCUGAGACAGGAGCUGCAGGACAACUCCAACCACCUGACCAAGCUGGAGACGGAGGCCUUAAACAUGAAGGAAGUCCUGAAGCAGCUGCAGGGCUCCAUCGAAGACGAGUCUGGGGAGGCGAGCGGCUCCCAGAUGGAGCUGAUAGAAAGGCUGAAAGGGAUCAGCCUGGACCCUGCUGCCUUCAAGUCCCGGUCCCGGCCUCCUCUCCCCAUGCCGGCCUCCUCCGGACCCACAACAGGAAGUGCUGGAGCUCCGGGUCCUUCCCCUGCGUCUGCCUUUACCAGAAGAGCGGGCAGAGACAACCACGACCGCUGCCUGGAGGAGCUGGAGAAGGAGAGGGCUCUUCUGUUGGCUGAGCUGGAGAAGGAGGAGAAGGAGAAGGGCUGGUACUACGCUCAGCUGCAGAAUCUGACCAAACGAAUCGACAGUCUGCCGUUGACAGAAAACUUCACUCUGCAGACAGACAUGAGCCGGCGACAGCUGGAGUUUGAGGCCCGGCAGAUCCGAUCGGCCAUGGAGGAACAGCUGGGCUCCUGUCAGGAGAUGGAAAGGAGAGCUCAGGCCCGUGUUUCACGCAUUCAGCAGAUUGAAAAGGACAUCUUGAGGCUUGGAGCACACAUACAGGCUGAGGGAGCUCAAGGUGACGGGAGUUUACCUGCUGGGACUCAGAGUUGUGGCAGUCGACUGGACCAGGGCGCAGCGAGUGAGACGAGUUACUCUGUCCCCCGGCGAAUCACCAGCCACCUGGGAACCAAGGUGGAGAUGGUGUACAGUCUCCUAUCCAUGCUGGGGACUCACGACAAGGACGACAUGUCGCGGACGCUGCUCGCCAUGUCCAGCUCCCAGGAUUCCUGCAUUGCCAUGCGUCAGUCUGGCUGCUUGCCUCUGCUCAUCCAGCUGCUGCACGGCAACGACAAGGACUCCCUGCUGCUUGGUAACUCUCGGGGAAGUAAGGAGGCUCGAGCAAGGGCAUCUGCAGCGCUGCACAACAUCGUGCACAGUCAGCCGGACGACAAGAGAGGUCGCCGGGAGAUAAGAGUGCUGCACCUGCUGGAGCAGGUACGCCACUACUGUGAGGCCUGCUGGAGCUGGCAGGAGAACCAUGAGCGCGGUGUAGACCAGGAGGAAAACCCCAUGCCGUCUCCUGUAGAGCACCAGAUCUGUCCAGCAGUCUGUGUCCUCAUGAAGCUCUCCUUCGAUGAAGAGCACCGCCACGCCAUGAACGAGUUGGGAGGUCUGCAGGCUGUGGCCGAGCUGUUGCAGGUGGACUGUGAGAUGUGUGGCCUGAGCAGCGAUCACUACAGUGUCACUCUACGGCGAUACGCCGGCAUGGCGCUCACUAACCUCACCUUUGGAGAUGUGGCCAAUAAGGCCACGCUGUGCUCCAUGAAGGGCUGCAUGAGAGCCAUGGUGGCUCAGCUGAAGUCUGAGAGCGAAGACCUGCAGCAGGUGAUAGCGAGCGUCCUGCGGAACCUGUCGUGGCGUGCUGACGUUAACAGUAAGAAGACGCUCCGGGAGGUGGGCAGCGUGCGCGCUCUGAUGGGCUGCGCUCUGGACGUGCAGAAGGAGUCCACGCUGAAGUCCGUACUGAGCGCGCUCUGGAACCUGUCUGCACACUGCACCGAGAACAAAGCGGACAUCUGCGCAGUGGACGGCGCUCUGGCCUUUCUGGUGGGAACGCUGAAUCACCGCAGCCACACCAACACUCUGGCCAUCAUCGAGAGCGGCGGCGGGAUCCUGCGGAACGUGUCCAGUCUCAUCGCCACCAACGAGGCACACAGGCAGGUGCUGCGGGAGCACGGCUGCCUGCCGACCCUCCUGCAGCACCUGAAGUCUCACAGUCUGACCAUCGUGUCCAACGCCUGCGGCACGCUCUGGAACCUGUCUGCUCGAGACGUCAAGGACCAGGAGACUCUGUGGGAGCUGGGCGCCGUCGGCAUGCUCCGGAACCUCAUCCAUUCCCGACACAAGAUGAUCGCUAUGGGCAGCGCCGCUGCGCUCCGGAACCUGAUGGCCAACCGGCCGGCGCGGUUCAAAGACGCCAGCGUGGUGUCGCCCGGCGCCGGCGCCCCUUCCCUGCACGCUCGCAAACAGAAGGCGCUGUUCGAAGAGCUUGACGCGCAGCAUCUGUCGGAGACCUUCGACAACAUCGACAACCUGAGCCCCAAGGCCACACACAGGAAGGGGCGUGGCUGCGGAACCCCCGGCACAGCCGGUGCUGCCGCUCGCUCCUACACCAACACCCCAGUCCUGUCCAGCCCAAAGAACGGCGAGGGAGCCAAGAGGAUGAGCGAGGAUGCCACGUACGGCCGCUCGGUGUUCCCGCCCAGCGUCCGGGCGUCUAGCGACAGCCUGAACAGCGUGACGAGCGCCGAUGGCUACGGCAACCGGGGCAAGCCGUCAUCAGAGCCCUUCUACUCCUCUGACGAGAGCGGCGUCAGCAAGUGCUGCGUCUACAGGAAGUACCCUGCCGACCUAGCUCACAAGAUCCGCAGCGCCAACCACAUGGCCGAGGACGACGGCGCCGAGCUGGACACGCCCAUCAACUACAGCCUGAAGUACUCGGACGAGCAGCUGAACUCCGGCAGGCAGAGCCCCAGCCCCCGCGCCGACUGCGAGGCGGAGGGACCACUGCGCCGAAGCGAUGGCGCGGAAACGGGGCCAGCUGGCUGCCACGGGUCUAUCCCCCCGCCUCACUAUGUGGUCACGACGGCAUCCAGCUAUGGCGGCGACCCCCCGCCAGAGCAGCCUAUCGACUACAGCCUGAAGUACGGCGCAGACGCCAUGCGGAAACCACUCUUCAAGCAGGAUGGAGCUGCCGGAUCACUGCUGGACACACCCACAUCCUCCUCCGGCAACAAGCCCCACCCCCUUGGCCCCCCCCUCACUCGCCCUAAGAACAGCCAGGAGUCGCCGCAGACGUACUGCGUGGAGGACACGCCCAUCUGCUUCUCCAGAGGCAGCUCCCUGUCGUCUCUGUCGUCUGAGGAGGAGGAGGACCGCCACGACAGCAAGAAGAAGGGGCGUGGCGGCGUGGCGCCCGGCGGCAGCGAGUAUCCCACGCUACCCGUCCGGGAGAAAAGCGAGCAGCGGCAGCAAAAGGAGGCGGAGAGUCAGACGGCCGGCCCCCCGGCCUCACGCGGACGGAGAGGUCACCACCACCACCACGGCCACUCCCACCACCACAGCGUGACCUCGUCCUCGGGCGCUAGGACUCCCAAAAGCCCCCCCGAGCAGCCGUACGCUCAGGAGACGCCGCUGAUGUUCAGCCGUUGCACAUCUGUCAGCUCGCUGGACAGCUUCUCCGCCUCCUCCAUCGCCAGCUCUGUGCGCUCCAGCGAGCCGUGCAGCGGCAUGCCGAGCGGCGUGGUCAGUCCCAGCGAUCUUCCCGACAGCCCGGGUCAGACCAUGCCGCCGAGCCGCGCCAAGACCCCGCCCCUCCCGCCGCCAGCCCCGAAGACCCAGGAGGAGGACAAAGCCAAGCAGGCGGCAGACGGCGUCGACCUGCUGCUGCACUUCGCCACAGAGAGCACGCCACACGGCUUCUCCUGCGCAUCCAGUCUGAGCGCGCUGAGUCUGGACGAGCCCUUCAUCGCUGCAGAAAUGACGGGCCAGGAGGAGGGCGGGGCCAGGACGGAGGCGUCCCCCAAACCCCCCCUCAACGAGUCCGACGACGACGACAACGAGAUCCUUGUGGCGUGCAUCACGCUGGCAAUGCCCAAGUCCUCCCAGAAACCCAAGAAACCCGCCCCCCCACGCAAGCAGAGCCAGCUCCCCGUCUACAAGGUCCUGCCCCCCCAGAGGCGGGCCCCGCCCCCCCGGGGAAAGGAGGUGGUGCCCCCCCCAGCAGAGGAGGUUCCCCGAGUGUACUGUGUGGAGGGAACGCCCCUCAACUUCUCCACCGCCACGUCCCUGAGCGAUCUCACCAUCGACUCGCCCCCCAACGAGGAGGCGGCGGCCCCUGCCGCGGCCCCCUCCCUCACCCAGAGGAUGCGGGCGGGGUUUCCAGAGGGAGAAAACGGCGAGGACAUCCUGGCAGAGUGCAUCAGCGCCGCCAUGCCCAAAGCCAAACCGCGGAAACCGGCCAGAGCUCCAGCCGGUGCCGAGCUCCAACAGGGGCCCCCUGCCCCCCCGCCAGCCGCGCCGCCCCUCAAGAAGAAGCCCACGUCCCCCGUGAAGCCGAUCUCCCAGCGCGCCGCGUACGGCAGCUCCAUGGCGUCCAAAGCCAAGCCGGGCUUCGCCUUCGACUCCCCUCGCCACUACACGCCCAUCGAGGGGACGCCGUGCUGCUUCUCACGCAACGACUCACUCAGCUCGCUGGACUUUGACGAAGAGGACGGCGCCGACAAGGACGGGGAGGAGCGCGGCGGCAAGGAGGAGGACGGCAGGAGGAGGAAGCAGCAGACCGCAGCCGUCUUCCCGCAGCCAAAAGCCGCCGGUCCGACGGCGGCGGACGAGAAGCAGAAGUUCUCCAUCGAGGACACGCCCGUCUGCUUCUCCAGGAACCCGUCGCUGAGCUCGCUGAGCGACAUUGACCAGGAGAACAACAACAAGGAAUUUGCGCCACAGGACGCCGCCGCCAAGACUCCUCCUCCUGCAAAGGUGGAGUCCAAGCCCCUCCCUGCCAGCGGCUACACCCCCAAAGCGUUCCACGUGGAGGACACGCCCGUCUGCUUCUCCAGGAACUCCUCGCUCAGCUCGCUCAGCAUCGACUCGGAGGACGACCUGCUGCAGGAGUGCAUCAGCUCCGCCAUGCCCAAGAAGAAGAAGAAGGCGGCUGCGCCCGCAGCGGCCUCGCCUGUGGAGGCCACGCCCACAGCGGCUCCAGUCGCGCUCCCUGCAGCUGAUUGCGUUGUGGUGGAGGAGGAGACGUCCGAAGCACCGCACACCCCCACCUCCCCCGACUCCGAGUCCUUUGAUUGGAAGGCCAUUCAAGAAGGCGCCAACUCCAUCGUCAGCAGCCUGAACGCCGCCGCCUCCUCGCUGUCCCGUCAGCCUUCUUCAGACUCGGACUCGGUCCUGUCCCUGAAGUCCGUCGGGUCGCCCUUUCACCUUCCAACGGCCAGCACCAAUCCCGAGGACGAAGAGCAGGCCCGGGAGGAGCCGCCCUGCGGCCCCAGAAUCCUGAAGGCGGGAGAACUCACCGCGCUGGACGCCAAGAGAAGAGAGGAGGAGGGGCCAAAGGCCCUGAGGGGCGGCAAGAAGGUGUACCGCAGUCUGAUCACUGGGAGGCCUCGGGCGGAGCCUGCUGCUAGAGGGCGGAGCAAACCCAGAUCCUCCGGAGGCAGUGACAGCGCCGACAAAGGAGGCGGGUCAUCUCAGGACUCCAUGCUCUCGCGGCCGUCCUCAGGAGCCAAUCAGAAAGGAGGGAAGGUGUCCCAGCUGCCGCGCACUGCGUCUCCUGGCAGUUCCGCCGCCAAAGCCAGCAAGCACAGCGGAACGCACAAGACCACCGCUCUGCCCAGGAGCGAGUCCGCCUCCAGGGUGGCCGCCGCCCCCAAGAAGCAGAAGGCGGAGCCUGAGAAGCCUGGGCUGGUCCGCCAGUCCACCUUCAUCAAAGAGGCGCCCAGCCCCACGCUAAAGAGGAAGCUGGAGGACUCGGCCGCCGCCGCCGUCACGCUGGAGUCGCCCAUCAGCCCUGAAGCCGCCCUGCCUCUCCCCACCAGGGUCCGCCACGAGGUCAGCCGCUCCCACUCAGAGAGCCCGUCACGACCGCAGGAAGUGACCUCAUCGCGGCUGAGCCGCACCGGCACCUGGAAGAGAGAGAACAGCAGCGGGGGGGCGAGCGCCGGCAAGCACUCUACCUCGCUGCCGCACGUCGGUACUUGGAAGAGGACGGGAAGCUCCUCCUCCGUCCUGUCAGCGUCAUCCGAGUCCAGUGAAAAGGGGCGGAGUGAGGAGGAGGGCGCUGCCAGGUCAAAGGCGGCUUGGCGGAAGGCGAAGAGCGGCAGUGACUCGUCCGCCGCCUGCAGCGACGCCGACAGAGCCGAGGACGUGUGGGUCCGCCUGGAAGACUGUCCAGUCAACAACCCGCGCUCGCCGUCCUCCUGCUCCACCAAAGGCCCGCCCGUCAUCGACAGCCCCACCCCUUCCAAAAUCCCAUCCUCCUCCUCCUCCAAUCUGAACCUGCGGCGCAGUUGUGAGAGUCUGCUCGACGACAGACUGCCGCCACCUGAGCGCCCGGCGCAGCGGCUGCAGCAACGCGGCGGCGCCGUGGCGGCCCGCGUCAGCCCCUUCAACUACACGCCCAGCCCAAGGAAGGGCGGCGCCGAGGUCAGCUCCCCCCCCACCACCAGCACGGCCUCCAGACCCUCGCUCAUCCCCACUCCCGUCACCAAGAAGAGGGACCCCAAAAGUGGUGAAAGUGGCGGAGAGCGCGGGGGCGAGCGCGGCUCGUACAUCGUGACGUCCGUGUGACGGCGCCGCUUUCCUGCUGAUUCUGCAGCGACUUGAACUUUCAGAUCAAACUUUUUAUCUUUUUAUACCACUAAAUGAUUAUUCGUUGCUCGUAGCUCCGCCUCCUGCAUGACCCCGCCCUCAUAGCGUUUAAUCACAGUGAUGCUAACGAUGAUCUCUGUAGCGCCGGGCCUGGCGGUCCGCUCCGUUGUGUUGUUCGGACACGUCCGUUGCCGUGGAAACGAUAACACUGUAAAGCAUAACUUAUUGCUGUAAACCUCUGAAGCACAUAUUUAAGUCAAGUGACAGGAAGUGGAUUCUACUUCCUGUUGAGAGUUUGAUGUUCGCCUGAUCAAUAAAGUUUCACAACUGA
Molecule: messenger RNA, 7067 nt
Organism: Oryzias melastigma (Indian medaka)
Lineage: Eukaryota; Metazoa; Chordata; Actinopteri; Beloniformes; Adrianichthyidae
Gene: apc
Product: APC regulator of WNT signaling pathway
Exons: 18
Coding region: 233-6715 (2160 amino acids)
Biological process (GO): negative regulation of microtubule depolymerization; Wnt signaling pathway; cell fate specification
Cellular component (GO): cytoplasmic microtubule; beta-catenin destruction complex; catenin complex
Molecular function (GO): beta-catenin binding; gamma-catenin binding; microtubule binding
Source: RefSeq, a predicted model, not a curated record